Messenger RNA from Neltuma alba, 798 nucleotides. RefSeq names its product histone deacetylase 5-like. Gene Ontology annotation, biological process: epigenetic regulation of gene expression. The transcript has 4 exons. The record is from RefSeq and is a predicted model, not a curated record. Lineage: Eukaryota; Viridiplantae; Streptophyta; Magnoliopsida; Fabales; Fabaceae. Gene Ontology annotation, molecular function: histone deacetylase activity. Bases 186 to 758 code for a protein of 190 amino acids. Gene Ontology annotation, cellular component: cytoplasm; histone deacetylase complex.
AUAAGAAAAUGAUAAAGUAAUCCUCGGCCAGAAAAAGAGCUGCAUUUCAAAUUCAAAAGCCUCCAAAAUUUCUGGCCUUCCUUUGCCUUGUGUCGAACUCGAACUUCUCUUCAAUUUUCUCUCCCUCUCUUGCUCACACACAGAAUCAGAGAGAGUCAAGCUAGGGGCGGAGAAGCCUUGAUUUCAUGGAUGCGGCGGUAGUGGAGCUUGACAGUGAGAGCAAGAGCAACAGUAUUGGUAGCCACGGUCAACGGCGCGUGGGUUUGCUGUAUGAUGAGAGGAUGUGUAAGCACUACACUCCAGACAAUGAUUACCAUCCUGAGAACCCAGACCGGAUUAGGGCUAUUUGGAAGAAGCUCCAGAACGCUGGUAUUCCUGAAAGAUGUGUGGUUUUGGAUGCCAAAGAAGCUGAAGACAGAUAUUUACUGUCUGUGCAUUCAAAAAAUCAUGUAAAACUGAUUAAGAAAAUCAGCUCGAAACAGUUUAAUUCACGGAGGAAUAGGAUUGCAUCAAAAUUGAGUUCUAUUUAUUUUAACGAGGGUUCUUCAGAAGCUGCUUAUCUUGCUGCUGGCUCUGUUGUUGAGGUUGUUGAGAAAGUCGCAAAGGGGGAAUUGAAUUCUGCUGUUGCUAUUGUCAGGCCUCCAGGGCAUCAUGCAGAACAUGAUGAAGCCAUGGGGUUCUGUCUAUUCAACAAUGUGGCCGUUGCAUCAAGUUAUCUCCUAGAUGAAAGACCCGAAUUAGGUGUGAAGAAAAUUUAAUUGUUGUUGGGAUGUUCAUCAUGAAAUGGCACUCAAAAAA